GAUGCUGUAUGACUAUGUUGAAAGGAAGCGAAAGGAAAAUUCAGGAGCCCAACUGCAUGUCACCUAUUUGGUGUCUGGCAGUCUCAUUCAGAAUGGACAUUCCUGCCACAAGGUUGCGGUAGUGAGAGAAGAUAAAUUGGAAGCAGUGAAGUCCAAGCUAGCUAUGACUGCCAGCAUCCAUGUGUACAGCGUCCAGAAAGCCAUGCUAAAGGACAGUGGGCCUCUGUUCAAUACUGACUAUGACAUCCUUAAAAGCAACUUGCAGAACUGCAGCAAGUUUAGUGCCAUACAAUGUGCAGCUGCAGUCCCUAGAUCUCCUGCUGAAUCCUCAUAUUCCAAAAAGUUUGAGCAGUCACAUCUUCAGGUAUCAAAUGAGACACAAGCCAGCAAUGAAAUGACCACCAAUGGUCAUGGCCCACGUGCCUCCAAACAGGUUUCCCAGCAGCCCAAAGGAAUUAUGGGAAUGUUUGCCUCCAAAGCAGCUAUUAAAACCCAAGAAACUAAUAAGGAAACGAAAACAGAGGCUAAAGAAGUAAUAAAUGCAUCUUCAACAGGCAGCAAGGCACCAGCGAAAGGGAAUGUGAUGAGCAAUUUUUUUGGAAAAGCUGCUAUGAAUAAACUUAAAGUCAAUUUGGAUUCAGAGCAAGCAGUGAAAGAAGAAAAAAUAGUGGAGCUACCUCCAGUGUCUGUCACUGAACCAAAGCUGGCAGCUCCUGCAGGCUUGAAGAAAACCAGCAAAAAAGCAGAGCCUGUUAAGGUGCAGCAGAAAGAAAAAAAAAGGGGGAAGCGAGUAGAAUUAUCUGAUGAUGAGACAAAGGAAACUGAAAACAUGAAGAGAAAGAGGAGAAGAAUCAAACUUCCGGAGUCUGAUAGCAGUGAAGAUGAAGUCUUCCCAGACUCUCCUGGGGCUUAUGAAGCUGAAUCACCAUCCCCACCUCCUCCUGAGUCUCCACCUCUCGAACCAGUGCCAAAGACUGAGCCUGAACCUCCUUCCAUCAAGAGCUCAAGUGGAGAAAACAAAAGAAAACGAAAGCGUGUACUGAAAUCUAAAACUUUUGUGGAUAACGAAGGCUGCAUAGUUACUGAAAAAGUCUACGAGAGUGAGUCCUGCACAGAUAGUGAAGAGGAGCCCAAAAUGAAGACGUCUUCUGUACACAGACCUGCCAUGACUGUGAAAAAAGAACCCAAAGAGGAACGAAAGGGCCCUAGAAAAGGGGCUGCUGCUCUGGGCAAAGCCAACAGACAAGUGUCCAUUACUGGCUUCUUCCAGAGGAAGUAAACUGCCACCUCUGGAAGGUCAGAGACUUGGCGUGGUCAAGGGAGAAGACCAAGAUGUACAGAUCACUUACUGUGUAAGUUCAUCUAGAGCCUCACCUGACCUGUGUCAGACUUCUCUUUUAUCCUGUGAGGCUUAUACUAUUUCUGGUUUUUAACCACAAGGAAAUCACUUGGAAGUAGGAGACAAAAAGAAUAUUUAAAAAGCCGUUACCUUCUAGUGGCAUUUUUUAAGCACAAUCUUUGACCUGUCCAGGAGAAGAAUUUACACCAAAAUUAAACUGGAACAGGUUUCAGAAUGAUCACUGAAGCCAUUUGGUGGCUAAUUCACUGUGCCCCACUCGCCCUAUGCCCUGGUCCGUAUGUGACUCAGGAUAUUCCUUCUUGUUUCUCUGUGUUCUGUGAACUUGUGUGGGUGUUUUUUGUCCCUGAAUUCUACUGGCUGUGUUUACUACUACUUUUGUCCUCCUCUCUCCACACUUCUAUUCCCUAACUCCAUGAAGCUGUUUUCUGUAAGUCUUUUAAAUCUUGGUUGGUCUAAAGGCCAAAACAAAAAUCUCCCUGUAGCCCUCUUCCUCCAUUAUACAAUACACUGACACCUGGCCACAGACCAGGACAUUGCUUGUGUUCCACCCCUUUCACAAAAGCUCUCUAGACCUUCACUCACAAUUAGCAGUUUGGGAAAAGCCUCAGGCAGAACAUGAAUAGAAAUUUAAUGAUGUAUUCAACUCCACCAGAAAUUACUUAGAGUCAGCAUUGACGCUAUUAGAGGAGUUGUCAUGUUGCUGACACAGAUACCCUGUGUCAGCUUUAUACUGCUCUUUGGGGUUGUGGGUCUCCCCCCUUCCCACUCUCAGUACCUAGAGAAUAAAACCCAUACAGUGAGAUAAGGGCUAAAAAAGAGAGCUCUCUU
Messenger RNA from Carlito syrichta (Philippine tarsier), 2188 nucleotides. RefSeq names its product DNA polymerase delta 3, accessory subunit (gene POLD3). The transcript has 10 exons. Gene Ontology annotation, biological process: DNA strand elongation involved in DNA replication; DNA synthesis involved in UV-damage excision repair; nucleotide-excision repair, DNA gap filling. Gene Ontology annotation, molecular function: DNA-directed DNA polymerase activity. NCBI's taxonomy places the organism in Eukaryota, Metazoa, Chordata, Mammalia, Primates, Tarsiidae. Gene Ontology annotation, cellular component: nucleus; delta DNA polymerase complex. The record is from RefSeq and is a predicted model, not a curated record. Bases 2 to 1279 code for a protein of 425 amino acids.